AUGUCUGGAAAGGAUAAUAUGAGCGCUGUUUAUGCAACAGACGAGUAUGGACGUCCUUUUAUCAUUGUCAGAGAACAACAAAAGAAAAGCAGACUUAGUGGUAUUGAAGCUAUAAAGUCACAUAUUUUAGCCGCAAAAACCGUUGCUAAUAUUAUCAAGACUUCUCUGGGUCCUAGAGGUCUUGAUAAGAUCCUUAUUUCACCCGAUGGAGAUAUCACUGUUACAAACGACGGUGCAACAAUCUUGACUCAAAUGGAAGUUGAGCAUCAAAUCGCGAAAUUAUUAGUACAAUUAUCUAAAUCUCAAGAUGAUGAAAUUGGUGACGGAACAACUGGUGUUGUUGUUCUCGCUGGUGCUCUUCUUGAACAAUCCGAAAAUCUCUUGGAAAGAGGUAUUCAUCCUAUUCGUAUAGCAGAUGGAUUUGAGACAGCCUGUAGAGUUGCCGUAAAACAUUUAGAUACAAUUUCUGAUGUAGUAGAAUUUACUAAAGAUAAUACUGAGAAUUUAUUUAAUACUGCAAUGACAUGUUUAGGAAGUAAAAUAGUUUCGAAAAAUCAUGAACAAUUCGCUAAAAUUGCGGUUGACGCAGUUUUAUCAGUAGCAGAUUUAGAACGUAAAGAUGUUGAUUUUGAAUUGAUUAAAGUAGAUGGUAAAGUAGGAGGUUCACUGGGAGACACCAUUUUAGUCCAGGGAGUAGUAGUUGAUAAGGACAUGUCACAUCUUCAAAUGCCACGUGAAAUACGCGAUGCUAAACUUGCCAUAUUAACGUGUCCAUUUGAACCUCCUAAGCCAAAGACUAAACAUAAAUUAGACAUCACUUCUGUUGAGGAAUAUAAAAAAUUACAAACUUAUGAGAGGGAAAAAUUUGAAGAAAUGAUUAAACGUGUUAAAGAUUCCGGUGCUAAUCUGGUUAUUUGUCAAUGGGGUUUUGAUGAUGAAGCCAAUCAUUUAUUAAUGCAAAAUGAUUUACCGGCCGUUCGAUGGGUUGGUGGUCCCGAGAUAGAGCUUAUUGCUAUCGCUACAAAUGGUCGUAUCGUUCCUCGUUUCGAGGAUCUCACGCCCGAAAAACUUGGUAAAGCCGGACUUGUUCGUGAGAUUUCCUUUGGUACUACAAAGGAUCGUAUGCUUGUUAUCGAAGAAUGCUCAAAUUCUCGCGCUGUUACUGUAUUUGUUCGUGGUAGUAACAAAAUGAUAAUUGAUGAAGCUAAAAGAUCUAUUCAUGAUGCUUUGUGCGUCGUGCGUAACCUGGUUCGUGAUAACCGCGUUGUAUACGGUGGUGGUGCUGCUGAAAUUAGUUGUUCACUCGCAGUCUCUAAAGCUGCUGAUCAGAUAUCGUCGAUUGAACAGCAUGCUGUUCGCGCAUUUGCUAACGCUUUAGAUGCUAUUCCUUCAGCUCUUGCCGAAAAUUCCGGUCUAUCGCCGAUAGAAACUUUGGCUGAUAUUAAAUCACGUCAAGUAAUUGAAAAUAAUAGUCAAUUAGGAAUUGAUUGUAUGAGUACUGGAUCGAAUGAUAUGAAGGUUAAAUAUGUUUACGACCCACUUAUUUCAAAAAGACAACAAUUCUUGUUGGCAACUCAACUUGUAAAGAUGAUACUUAAGAUAGAUGAUGUCAUCACUGCAGGACCAGAAUAA
Funneliformis mosseae is the source of this 1632-nucleotide messenger RNA. NCBI's taxonomy places the organism in Eukaryota, Fungi, Glomeromycota, Glomeromycetes, Glomerales, Glomeraceae. The record is from the annotation of a GenBank genome assembly.